CACUUCCUCUUCCUCUUCCUCCUCCUCCUUGUCCUGUUGUUUUUUGCAAUGGAUCAUUAAAGUCUAUGGAUCAACUUGGGUUAACAAGACAUUAACACGCACACCGAAGUUCAUUUUAGCUGCAGAAGAGGAGCACUCAACAGUGUAUUUGUCAUUUGUGAAGUGUUUAUCAGCUUUUAAGAGUUUUAGGAGUUUGUCGUUUCAGAUUUCUGGACUGAAACUGCUGGAGAAAAUGUUUCACAGAUUUCUGAUCUGUUUGUUCAUGUGGCAUCUGACUGGUGUGUUUGGUGAUAAUGUGAUUAUCGAAAUGGAGGGGAAUUAUGUUAUUCUACGCACACAUACUAACAUACAGAGAAAUGAUGAAAUAGAGUGGCGGUUUGUAACUCAAGGGUUUAACAGUCGGAUAGCUAGACUCUAUAAAGCAGCUAAUAUAAUCUCAAUAUAUGAUGAUGUUCUUGAUGGGAGAUUCAGAGACAGACUGCAGGUGGAUAAUCAGACAGGAGAUCUCACCAUCACAAACAUCACAACUCAACACACUGGAUCUUAUCAAAUGAACAUAACAGGCCGUCACUAUAUUAAAGAGACUUUAUCCAGAUACUAUGUUAUUGUCCAUGCUCCUUUGGCCGCUCCUAUCAUCUACAGUUAUUGUCCACAAAAUCCUUCAUCAUCGAAAACAUCAUCAGUCUCAAAAUGUGUGUUGUUUUGUUCAGUGUUGAAUAUAAGAGAUGUGGGAGAUGUGAGUCUUUCCUGGUACAAAGGAAACAGUUUAUUGUCCAGCAUCAGUGUGUCUAAACCUUUUAACAUCAUUCUACCUCUGGAGGUUGAAUAUCAGGAUACAAACACAUACAGCUGUGUACUCAACAAUACCAUCACAAACCAAACUCAACAUUUUAACCGUUGUGGUUGUCAGUCGUGUUCAGACUCUGUCAAUUCUUGUGCUAAGACUGAAGCUGUUAUCCGAUUGGUCGUCUCUGCUCUGGUGGGUGUGGCUGCUGUAGCUGUUCUGUUUUGAUUUAUGACAUCAGAUCCAGAAGAGAUGAUCAUAAAUAUCAGAAUCAGAUUCUCACUUAUCAAUCACAUUUCAAACCACGAACAGGCCAAUUUCCCCACAUGGAAAAAACAUAUAUAAAUAUAUAUGUUUCAAUAUAGGUUUUGAUAUUUUACAUAUAUGUGACAUAUAUAAAAUUGGCCGUUUUCCUAUAUUAUAUGUACAUUAAUAAUUUUACCAAUACUUAGGUUAACAUAUAUGUGCAUAUAUGUUAACCUAUAUAUUGGUAAAAUUAUUAAAAUCUGUAGCUGCUAAUAAAUUAAACAUAAAUAAAGGUCCAACCAAUGACAGUAUGCACCUGCAGGAGCCAGGAUUCAAACCUCCAACCUUCCGAUCACAAAACAAAAUGCAAUCCCACGUGCCACUGUUGGGAUUUGAACACCCAACCUUCCGAUCAUUAGACAACUCGCUCUACCAUCUGCGGUACUGUCGCUGUUAAAGAACUUGGAACAGUAGCUGUUAAAUUGUAAACCAUUUUGUUAUACAUGUCCUAGACAGACCUUGUAAAUGUUUUAAACGUGCAGCCAUCAUAACUUUUCUCAUUGUAAUUGCCAUACACUCUUAAAACGAAUGUGUUAAAAUAACACAUCUAAUGUGUUGUCCUUCACAACUCUGUGUUAUUUUUGUGACAACACACUUUGUGUUGUUUUAACACAUCUUGUCCCUUUUCUUUAUUUAAACUCAAAAUCAAGAUGGAAUGACACAUAGUGUGUUAAAUAGGAUUAACACAUCCUUUCAUAGAGUGUAGUUAAAUUCCAUAAAAUGCCAAUUACAUGUGACACAAAUUUCAUGUUUUUGCACAUACAUAAGUUCUUGCAUUUUUUUUUGUUAGUUCUUAGUUAUUGCCUUGAUAGAAAAUAUGAGCUGGGCAUGUAUGACAUUUGCCAAAGUGAGAUAUGAGCUACAAAAUGACCAGAUCCUGCUUUAUAGGAGACAUAACUUAUAGGGCUCAUAUGUGGAUACCCAGCUAGAAAUAAAAAGUUCUAAGAACGUUCCCU
Misgurnus anguillicaudatus (oriental weatherfish) is the source of this 2046-nucleotide messenger RNA. NCBI's taxonomy places the organism in Eukaryota, Metazoa, Chordata, Actinopteri, Cypriniformes, Cobitidae. The record is from RefSeq and is a predicted model, not a curated record.